AUGGAGAACGCUCACACAAAGACUGUUGAAGAAGUUUUUAGCUAUUUCAACGUCAACGAGAGCACGGGACUUUCUCUAGACCAGGUGAAAAAGCAAAGGGAAAGAUGGGGUCCGAAUGAGUUACCAGCUGAAGAAGGAAAAUCGUUAUGGGAACUUGUUAUUGAACAGUUUGAAGACUUGCUCGUGCGAAUUCUUCUGCUUGCAGCCUGUAUAUCAUUUGUUUUGGCUUGGUUUGAGGAGGGAGAGGAGACCAUCACUGCAUUUGUGGAGCCUUUUGUCAUCUUACUCAUUCUUAUAGCCAAUGCCAUCGUAGGUGUGUGGCAGGAGCGUAAUGCUGAGAAUGCCAUUGAGGCUCUUAAGGAGUAUGAGCCUGAGAUGGGAAAGGUGUACAGGCAGGACAGAAAGACUGUCCAGAGGAUCAAGGCCAAAGACAUUGUCCCUGGAGACAUCGUGGAGGUUGCAGUGGGAGACAAGGUUCCGGCAGACAUCCGUCUUAGUUCAAUCAAAUCCACCACCUUGAGAGUAGACCAGUCCAUCCUUACCGGUGAAUCAGUCUCUGUCAUUAAGCACACUGACCCUGUUCCUGACCCCCGUGCUGUCAAUCAGGACAAAAAGAACAUGCUGUUCUCUGGCACCAACAUCGCGGCUGGCAAGGCCGUGGGCGUGGUUGUGGCGACCGGGGUGAACACGGAGAUCGGUAAGAUCCGUGACGAGAUGGCCUCCACGGAGCAGGAGAAGACGCCCCUUCAGCAGAAGCUGGACGAGUUUGGCGAGCAGCUGUCCAAGGUCAUCUCCCUCAUCUGCAUCGCCGUGUGGAUCAUCAACAUCGGCCACUUCAACGACCCCGUGCACGGCGGAUCCUGGAUCCGCGGCGCUAUUUAUUACUUCAAGAUCGCCGUCGCCUUGGCAGUCGCCGCCAUCCCAGAAGGUUUGCCCGCUGUCAUCACUACCUGCCUGGCGCUGGGCACGCGCCGAAUGGCCAAAAAGAACGCUAUCGUCCGCUCCCUGCCCUCCGUGGAGACCCUGGGCUGCACCUCUGUCAUCUGCUCUGACAAGACCGGAACCCUCACCACCAAUCAGAUGUCAGUGUGCAGGAUGUUCAUCAUUGACAAAGCAGAAGGGGAGAGCUGCACUUUGAACGAGUUCACUGUCUCUGGAUCUACAUACGCUCCUGAAGGAGACAUAUUUCAAGAUAACAGAGUGGUGAAAUGCUCUCAGUAUGAUGCUCUUGUGGAGGUGGCCACCAUCUGUGCCCUGUGUAACGACUCCUCCCUGGACUAUAAUGAGUCUAAAGGCGUUUAUGAGAAGGUGGGUGAAGCUACAGAGACAGCUCUGACCUGUCUGGUGGAGAAGAUGAAUGUUUUUGACACGGAUGUCAGGAGUCUGUCCAAGAUCGAGAGAGCCAACGCCUGCAACUCAGUGAUCAAACAGCUGAUGAAGAAGGAGUUCACCCUGGAGUUCUCCAGAGACAGAAAGUCCAUGUCUGUGUACUGCACCCCCAAUAAGUCCAAGUCCUCUAUAGGCAAGAUGUUUGUCAAGGGUGCUCCGGAGGGUGUGAUUGACAGAUGCACCUACGUGCGCAUGGGAAGCAACAGAGUGCCGAUGUCUCAGGGAAUCAAGGACAAGAUCAUGUCCGUGAUCCGGGAAUACGGGACGGGGCGAGACACACUGCGCUGUCUCGCUCUGGCGACCCGUGACAACCCGCCAAAGAAGGAAGACAUGGUUCUGGUGGACACGGUUCGCUUCAUGGAGUAUGAGUCCGACCUGACGUUUGUGGGUUGCGUGGGCAUGCUGGACCCUCCCAGGACAGAGGUUGCAGCAUCCAUCAAACUAUGCCGCCAGGCGGGCAUCCGAGUCAUCAUGAUCACCGGCGACAACAAGGGUACGGCCGUUGCCAUCUGCCGUCGCAUCGGCAUCUUCUCUGAGGAUGACGAUGUCCACCGCAUGGCCUUCACCGGACGCGAGUUCGACGACCUCUCGCCCCAAGCCCAACGGGAUGCUGUCACGGCCGCCCGGUGCUUCGCCCGAGUCGAGCCCUCCCACAAAUCCAAAAUUGUGGAGUUCCUGCAGGGCUUCGAUGAGAUCACUGCCAUGACAGGAGAUGGCGUGAACGACGCCCCUGCUCUAAAGAAAGCAGAGAUUGGCAUCGCUAUGGGCUCUGGCACUGCCGUGGCCAAGACAGCCUCGGAGAUGGUCCUCGCUGACGACAACUUUGCUUCCAUUGUGGCAGCCGUGGAGGAGGGCAGAGCCAUCUACAACAACAUGAAACAGUUCAUCCGAUACCUCAUCUCCUCCAACGUCGGAGAGGUCGUCUGUAUCUUCCUGACUGCCGCCCUGGGUUUCCCUGAGGCACUGAUCCCAGUUCAGCUGCUCUGGGUGAAUCUGGUGACAGACGGCCUUCCUGCCACUGCUCUGGGCUUCAACCCCCCUGACCUCGACAUCAUGAACAAGCCCCCACGCAACGCCAAGGAGCCCCUCAUCUCCGGCUGGCUCUUCUUCAGAUACCUAGCCAUCGGCUGCUAUGUCGGUGCAGCCACUGUGGGAGCUGCAGCCUGGUGGUUUGUUUCUGCUGACGAUGGUCCAAUGGUCACACUGUAUCAGCUGAGCCACUUCCUGCAGUGUGCCCCUGACAACCCUGACUUCCAGGACCUGGAGUGUCAUGUCUUUGAGUCGCCCUACCCCAUGACCAUGGCCCUGUCUGUACUGGUCACCAUUGAGAUGUGCAACGCCCUCAACAGCCUGUCGGAGAACCAGUCCCUGGUGCGGAUGCCGCCUUGGGAGAACAUUUGGCUGCUGGGGGCCAUCUGCCUGUCCAUGUCCCUGCAUUUCCUCAUCCUCUACGUGGAGCCAUUGCCAGUCAUCUUCCAGAUCACUCCUCUGAGUUUUGCCCAGUGGCUGAUGGUGCUGAAGAUCUCCAUGCCAGUUAUCCUACUGGACGAGCUGCUCAAGUUCGUCGCACGCAACUACCUUGAACCUGGUAAAGGGCUGGAGAAAGGCCCGGAGAGCAAUGACUGGUCUUUCUCUGCAUGCACUCAGGGCGUCUCCUGGACUUUUGUGCUCGUCACGCUACCCCUAGUGUUCUGGGUGUACAGCACAGACACUAACAUGGACGGCGCGUUGUCAUCCUCCUGA
Chanos chanos (milkfish) is the source of this 3132-nucleotide messenger RNA. It is a transcript of the gene atp2a2a, whose product is annotated as ATPase sarcoplasmic/endoplasmic reticulum Ca2+ transporting 2a. Gene Ontology annotation, cellular component: membrane. The record is from RefSeq and is a predicted model, not a curated record. Lineage: Eukaryota; Metazoa; Chordata; Actinopteri; Gonorynchiformes; Chanidae. Gene Ontology annotation, molecular function: P-type calcium transporter activity; ATP binding; ATP hydrolysis activity. The transcript has 20 exons. Gene Ontology annotation, biological process: calcium ion transport. The coding region runs from base 1 to 3132 and encodes 1043 amino acids.